Messenger RNA from Lactuca saligna, 771 nucleotides. The record is from the annotation of a GenBank genome assembly. NCBI's taxonomy places the organism in Eukaryota, Viridiplantae, Streptophyta, Magnoliopsida, Asterales, Asteraceae.
AUGGCUGGACUACCGGAUAACCCUGAUGAUUGGUUUCGACUUGAGGAUCCUGAUGAGCCAUUUGGAGUUCCUUUGCAUCCACAUCCACUACACUUAGCGGGGGAUCCGUACUUUCCCCAGGACGGUCUUGAGGAGGAGGAUCCCGAAGAGGAUCCCGAAGAGAAUCCUGAAGAGGAUCCCGAUGAGGAGGAGCUCGAGAAUGAGGGCAUAUUUCAGGAUGCCCAAGAGACUGAUGAUGAUGGUCCUGCAGAGGAUGAGGGAGACCUCUCCGAAGAGGAACCUACUCCCCUUACCCCACCAGACUCACCACCGAGACCCUACUACCAGCCGUACCUUCUGCGCGGCAAGGGCCCUUGUAUGAUGAGGACCCCAGGAACUACUAUAUCUCCUAUUUACCACUUGGACCCAGCUGCUCAGACCUCCUUAGCAGGAGGGAUGCUACUGAUCUACCACCACGGUUUGAGGUUGGUGAAUCUUCACGAGCACCACUCAGGCUCUACUUCCCUCGACCAUCGAGUUGAGACACUCGAGGAAGAGGAGAAGGAGAAUUCUGAUGCGAUCCAGAUAUUAUAUCAUCUCUCGGGUGCUGAUCACGACGCAGUGAAUGCCUUGAGUGCUCAGGUUAGAGCACAGAACUACCGGAUUCAGAUCAUGGAGAGCGAGCUUGCUGCGCAGCGAAAUCAGUUGGUUAUCUCUGCGCAGGAACGACGAUACAUCUUGGACCAGUUCGAGGACUUUGUCCUCUAUGUGAUGACUCGAUUUGGGAGGUAG